AUGAGCAAAGGAAAAUUGACUCGUGGACGAGGCCAAGGGCGUGGCCGCGGUCGAGGUCGCGGUCGCGGUGGUUUCGUCAGAGGAAGAUCUCGAAAGGGUCUUGGAGCCGGUAAAAUUGGAAGUCUUCCUUUUGAUCUCGCUAGUUUCUCAAAACUUGAUGCCACAACGCCAAGCUCUGACAAUGAUGAACGCGCCCCGGAACGGCAACGCGGUGGGAAGAAAACUCGGGGGCAAAGGGGGAGAAGAGGUGGAUCUCAUUCUGUUACUUCGCACAAUCGUGUCCCAUUUAACUAUAAUACCCGACAAGCGAAACCGCCACUACCUGAAGAAGCAGACAAGCUGCAGGUGGAAAAGGAACUGGGAAAGCAGGAAUUCCGAAAGGAUUCUUCAGAUCAUCGAGAAAAAUCGGAGGAUGAGGAGGAUAAAGACGAGGAAGUUGUAAUUGAGCCACAUAAGAGCUACAAAAAGAGCAUUCCUCAUCGAAGAAAGUUAGAGGGACUCGUUGUGGAUGAGUAUAAGCAUGUCUCUGAAAAAAGAGAGUACAAUGCUAUGGCUUUGAUAAGACACAGUAACCCUUUACGUCGACCUGUUCUUUUUGUCAGAGCUUCAGGCUCGUUUGAUAAAUCAGGCGUGCUGGAACCUUCCCCUCCGGAUGAGCCUGAGUCACGAGCGGCGACCAAGGAGCCAUCUCACGAAAAAGACUUGCUGGAAGCACCAAACUCUACCUAUAUGCAUGCAUCAGUAUCAGAAGGCAAGGUGGAAUCUUCGAGCAUGUCAGAGCUUGUUGACAACACGGAGGAGCAUGCUGAGGAAGUGGCCAUGCCUGAUGACGAUGAAUUCUUGUCGUUUAAGCUUGCUGACCAAAUCCUUGAGAGUGGUACGAAAGGAAAACCAGUGAGUGAACAGGACGCAAUUUUGGCUGACUGGAUGGAAAAUGCGAUGAUGUCUGACACGGAUGACGUGACCAUGCCAGCAUUACAUGCCUUUUCCGACCCGUAUGGGGAGCACACCACAUUGGAAGAUAUUGCCAUUGAUGCACAAGAACGUGAGAAUACGGCAUGGGAAAGUGACAGCGACAAGGAAGAAGAUCGCAACAGCGAUGAAGAUGACGAUCCUGAGGAUGGCACGGACGACGACGAUGAUGAUGACGACGACGACGACAUUUUGGACGAAUCGCUUCAUGAGCUUAUGCUAAGCAAACUCAGCCAAACUAGCUCGUUGCAAGCAGAGCAGUCUGAGGAAGAGCGAUUUGACAGCAUUUUACGGGGCUCUUUCUCUAACAAGAAUCGUCCUGAUCCGUCAAGGGUACCAGCUAGAAAAUCGAAAAAGAUGCCCGACUUCCGGGAUAGUCUCUGGGCCAAUGAACUGCAGGAACAAUGGGAAAAGGAUCGCUCAAAGAAAGCAGCAAAGAAGCAGCAAAGAGCUGCUGCGCGACAAGCAGCCGAUUACGAUCCUUAUCCUAAUACGCAUGGUCAUUAUAAUUCGACAAAGAUAACCAAGAAACAGCGCCGUUUGGAAAACCGUCAACGUCGUGCACAGCUGAAGAGUCUUGCGGACCACGCAGAGGAUGGCCAGGUAGUAGCGCAAGCUCCCAAGUCAUUCGCCGACAUUUGUGCAUACAUUGACGAAUUUCUCUUGGACGAAACUCAUACUACCCUCACAUUGCCCCCUCUCGGUAAGCGUGAUCGUGCGGUGGUGCAUAAUAUGGCUGGUGCAUAUGCGCUGAAAUCCAAGAGUCAUGGUAAAGGCACGGAGCGCUUCCCCGUGCUGAUGAAGACCUCUCGCACUGGCCACUCCGUGGAUUAUUCGCGACUUAAGCGCUUGUCUCGCAUUCCAUUUGCGCUGAGCGAACGGGAGUGCGACGCUCAUCCAGGCCUCGGCGGUGGUGGCGUGCGCAUCGAAGUAGGCAGGCGACACAAGGAUGGCACGCAUGUGGGCAAAGGAGCUAAGCAAAUCAGCGAAGACAAUAUUGGCCACAAACUACUGCGUUCUAUGGGCUGGUCCUCGGGUCAAGGCAUAGGACAGGCGGGUGGACGUACCGAGCCUGUCCAAGCCACUGUCAAGAUCACGCGCAGUGGUUUGGGCAUGUAA
Messenger RNA from Malassezia restricta, 2091 nucleotides. RefSeq names its product R3H domain protein. Gene Ontology annotation, molecular function: nucleic acid binding. The record is from RefSeq and is a predicted model, not a curated record. The coding region runs from base 1 to 2091 and encodes 696 amino acids. Lineage: Eukaryota; Fungi; Basidiomycota; Malasseziomycetes; Malasseziales; Malasseziaceae. The transcript is spliced from 2 exons.